GCUGGGAGAGUGCAUACAUGGCUUGUGUGACAGCACUAGCACACAGAAGCGGCAAUGAAAUGCAGUCAGCAAUACAGCUGGGAGACAGGCAGCGAGUCAGGCACUGUUCCAGUGACUAAAAUGAUCGCACCGUGAGCCUGCCUGCAGUGCCUCCAAAAGUGGCUGAUUACUACUACAGGAGCUCGGCUUUCUUUGCAAUUACUCCAGUUUCCCCCCGGUGACUGCACUGUGUGCUCUGUUUUGGUUUUGUUUGCCGUUGUUUUUUUCACCCGCACACCACCACCCGUCUCCCUCUCUCUCCUCCCGUGUCCUUCUCUCCAGGAUGGCGGAAGCGGAGUUGCACAAGGAAAGGCUCCAAGCUAUAGCAGAGAAAAGGAAAAGACAGACAGAAAUAGAAGGCAAGAGACAACAGCUUGAGGACCAAAUACUUCAGCUGCAGCAUUUCAAGUCAAAAGCUCUUCGGGAAAAAUGGCUGCUACAGGGAAUUCCUGCUGGCUCUGCAGAAGAGGAAGAAGCCAGAAGGAAGCAGUCAGAAGAGGAUGAGCUGAAAGUGAAAAAGCUGGAAGAAAACAUAUACAGGCUGGAACAAGAAAUACAGAAAUUAGAAAGUGAGGAAUCCCAAAUAUCUGCCAAAGAACAAAUCAUUUUGGAGAAACUAAAGGAGACUGAGAAAUCCUUCGACAACUUGCAAAAGAGUUUCUCACACCAGGAUGGUGAUGCAGUAAAUUACAUUUACUCCCAGAUCCCUGAACUCCCAACCCUCUAUUCACGAACAGCAGAGCCAGUUCCUGGGUGGGACACAGCAAGCAGAGUAGCUGCUUUGUGCACCAUGGAAAUUAAUGUGGAGAAAGACAAACAGACAGGAGAGACCAAGAUUGUCUCUGCUUCACCUAUUGGCCCAGAUGAGGCCCAUCAAAGAGGAUUCAAAGUCUAUGAUGAUGGUACCAAGGUAGUGUAUGAGGUUCACUCUGGUGGCACAGUGGUAGAAAAUGGAGUGCAUAAAUUAAGCUCAAAGGACGUAGAUGAACUUAUGCAAAAAGCUGGACAAUCAAGUGUAAAAGGAGGGUAUGAAAUAAUGACUGUAUCAGACAGAAAUGCGGUAGCCGAUGGAAGCCUUAGCCAUAUGAAGGAGCAAAUGCUCUUCAAGGAGGCAAAGCUGGAAAUGAUACACAAACCCAGCAAAGGGCACGCUGUGAACCCUCAGACCCAAGACAAGCCCUGUGGUGGUGAAGCCCCAGAGGCCAGCACAGACCAGCCAGUGACAAUGAUAUUUAUGGGCUACCAGAACAUUGAUGAUGAAGAGGAGACAAAGAAAGUGUUGGGCUAUGAUGAGACCAUCAAGGCAGAGCUAGUUCUGAUUGAUGAAGAUGACGAGAAGUCAUUGCGGGAGAAGACAGUGACAGACAUCUCCACCAUGGAUGGGAAUGCUGCUGAGCUGGUCUCUGGCAGGCCCCUGUCGGACACGACAGAGCCCUCCUCUCCUGAGGGUAAGGAAGAGAGCCUGCCUUUGGAAGCUGCCCCAGGUACACAAAAGAAAAAGCGCUGUCAAUGCUGUAUUAUCAUGUGAACUCCUUCCCUGCUCCGGGGAGCUCCUGCUCCGUCACUUACCUAGACCUCACUGUACUUCUAACUGCAAUACUGUGAACUGGAAGUGAAUGCCUCCAUUGCCUUGCAGUUGUGUUGCUUUGCUUUCUAGUUCUUCAGGAAGAGGAGCACAUGGUUAUUUUUUCACCAGACUUACUGUUUGGGGUUUGGGAGGGUUGGGAACAGUUGCUUCUUUUUUUAUUGUUGGGUUUUUUUCCCCUUAAUAUUGCAGAGUGAGAGAUUAAUGGAAAAUGGAGCAAAUGUUUUCAUAUUUAUUUGAUUUUUAUAUAUAUUAUAUAUAUAAUGGAAACACUUUUUACAUUUUUUGUUGGAUAUCUGGCAUACUUGGUCAGAUUCCUAGGAUUCUGUGGGACUCUGAGAUUCACAGCAGCCAGAUAUAGGAGCCUUAAAAAAAAUACUGCUUCUCUUUUUUAAGAAAAAUCACAUUUAAACAUUAUUUUAUAGAUCCUAUUUUUUAUUUCUUGGGGGAAGGCUUAGAUCAUUUUACUGGUUUACUUUGCUAAAACUCAGAGUGGUCUUUCCCAAAAAGUUUGCAUAGUUUUUUUUUUAUAGUAACUUUCCAAUUUAUUUUGCCAUAUCAGAAAAACCCAUCAGCCAUUUCUGCUUAUUGGUAAUACCAAAAGUGGACCUUAAUUAUUCUUUCAAGAAAACAUAUGAAUGAUGAUUUUGCCUUACAUAGAUCUUCCAGAUUACAGUAUUGUAUGUGUACUUUAUCUCCCCAAAUUACAGUUGAAAUUAACUUGACAUGAAAAAAAUGCAGCUGUCACACUAACUGAAAUGGAGUCACUGAUCUAAUUACUUGCCUUUCAGUAACUCUGCCAAUGUUUAUACAUGAAGUUUUCCUGCUGAACUCCAGUAGAUGAGAGAUACUGCUUUAUGUUUCCUUAGAAUAUAAAUGAACUUCUCUCACAGUCUGACCCUGUUCCCACUAGAUUCAGUUCUGAGAUUCUCAGCACUGGAAUGGGGGCAGGGCCAGAGUUUUAUUCUCUCAUUCUUAGGGAAGUGUAACUUCUCAUAGAACGUCCCUCCAGUGCAUCUACACAAUGAGAGGUGGUGGGUGUGAUCCUGCCCUACUUUCUCUGGUAAAACUCCUGUGGAGGCCCACUGGAGUUUUGUUGGAGCAGCUGUUUCUGGGGAUACUACAGCUGCAAGGCUAACACUUUCAAACACCACUGGUGGUUUUGGAUGCUUCAUUUUCCCAUGUGUGAUGCUUCAAAGAGGCCUGAUUUCCAAAAAAAUCUUUCUUUACCUGUCCUCUGAAAAUAAGGCCUGUUAAAAACAGCUCAAGGUGUAAGUGUAAAAUGGCAAAGGCAUCCAAAAUCAGUAGAUGUUUCUUUGUUUCUUGGUCCUUUGAUUCUUCUAACUACAAUGAAAAAGCAGACAGCUUUUUAACACAGAUAUUAUGAUCCUGAUUCUUGUCUCACACUGCUUUUGCUUAAGUGUAGCCCCAUUCACUUUGGUGGAGUUAGUCUGGAUUUCUAACUACAGAAGUGAGACUAAAAAUCAGGAUUUGCAUUUUCUGAUAGUGUUAAAAAGUACCAAAUAUCAUUUUGAAGUGUCUUUGAAACUAACAGACUUCAAAAAUCAAUAACAGCAAC
This is a messenger RNA of Melopsittacus undulatus (budgerigar), 3203 nucleotides long. RefSeq names its product paralemmin-2. NCBI's taxonomy places the organism in Eukaryota, Metazoa, Chordata, Aves, Psittaciformes, Psittaculidae. The record is from RefSeq and is a predicted model, not a curated record. Gene Ontology annotation, cellular component: membrane. Gene Ontology annotation, biological process: regulation of cell shape. The transcript has 7 exons. The coding region runs from base 323 to 1567 and encodes 414 amino acids.